Messenger RNA from Cryptotermes secundus, 3375 nucleotides. Its product is annotated as swi5-dependent recombination DNA repair protein 1 homolog. Lineage: Eukaryota; Metazoa; Arthropoda; Insecta; Blattodea; Kalotermitidae. Gene Ontology annotation, biological process: positive regulation of DNA-templated transcription; double-strand break repair via homologous recombination. The transcript is spliced from 2 exons. Bases 96 to 1268 code for a protein of 390 amino acids. Gene Ontology annotation, cellular component: Swi5-Sfr1 complex. The record is from RefSeq and is a predicted model, not a curated record.
GUUACGAAUGGGGGAAAGCAAAUAGGACAGAAUGACUGUUGCCCAUCAAAUGUAAGUUGUGGUAUGUAUUCAGACUGUACAGGGCGAUAAACAUUAUGUCGCAACAAACAAGUUUGAAUUUAUCAAUAAAUUAUACGAAACAGGAACUGGAUUCGACAACUACACUCGACAAAGCAGUGAAAUCGCCAUUACCCCAGGCAUAUACCCCCUUUUCUUUGAGUAGCCCCAGAGUGUUAAAUACUAGUUCUUGUACAACACAACAUUCCACAGGAUUAUUAACCCCGUGCAGGCAGGUCGGACUUCGAAGAAGAUCUAUUAGAAAUGCUAUAUCACCAACCUGUAGUGACACUACAUCAUCAGCAAGUCCUAUUACUUUAAGAUUUGUUGGCCCAAUUGGUAGCUCCAGGAAACUUAGAAAACUGGACAAACACGUGCCUCAUGAGAAGGAAACAUCGAGGUCUUCGGGGAAAAGGCUAAAUCUGGAGAACGUGACAGAAAAGGCCAAGCAGUCCAGGUAUGAAGGGACGGAAGAAUCCAUUCAAGGUAAAUGUGAAGAAAGGAACAAAAACCACACAGAAAACUUUAAUAAUAACAAAGGUCAGCAAAGCGACAUAGGAGUUUUUAAGGAUUCAGACACAAAAAACAGAAGUGAUUCGUAUAGCAUGAUCAGUUCUGGAAAUAGUGACAAAGAAAAGGUCAUGAGGAAAACGAAGCUGGAAAGCCUGGACGAUAAAACUCAGCAGUGCAGUGUAGAAAAACCUUGCUGUAAAGAUUUGGACCUCCAGAGCAGCAGCUCAAAUGAUGCACAUAAUGUGAUCAUUUCUGAGAGUGGAAAUGAUGAAUGUCUUACUGAGAAAUCCCAGAUAGAAAACAUGGAUGAUAACACUCAGCAGUUUUAUGCUGAUACACCAUCCUCUAGUAAUUUAGAUUUCCAGAGUAAUUCAAAUAAUGAAGACAAAAUGGUCAAUUCUGAAAAUAUGAUAGAAUGCACUGAAGAAAAUUUAAACAUUCUGAAGCAACAAAUCACAGCAAAAGAGGAAGAAAUAAAACGACUGAAACUAAUUUUGUUGUACAAAAAGAAGCAUAAUGUGAAUGAAUUGGCCACUGAAAUAACCAGAUGGAAGGAAGGCUGCCAAGAAGCACUUCGACGACUUCAUCAAGCUUCUGUCUUACAAGGCUACCAACAUAGUAUGAUUCAGCUAAUGGAAAUGUUUGGUAUUCCACCAAAAGCAGUUGGCUAUGAUGAGGAUGCUGAUGAUUUUGUUUAAGGAUAAAAUAAUAUUGUUUGUAUCAGUAAAUGAGAAAGAAGAAAUGUUAUAAGACUACAGCAUUCGAAUGUUUGUGAAGACUGUAAAAAGUAUUGUAUUCAGUUAUUCAUUAAUAUAUUUAUAAAUGUUUUUGAAUUUGGUAUGCUAUCAUUGCAAUUACAAUAAUUAUUGAUUAAAACAAUGUUAUCCUACCUUCUUUCAUGCAUAGAACCAACUUCGCUUAAAUAUACUGACAGAAUCCCAAACUUAAAUUAAAAGUUUCAGAUAUGAAUGAACACAGGGUGGAUGCUUUACAGUUCAUAAAACACACACGUUAGGAAAUGAAGAGUUCUGUCUUCUGGGAUGUAGUCCCAUGUGGUCCACUGAAAGUCAAUGUUUCUCAGGAUGUAUUGCAUCCAGUCCUUGCUGCCUGCCUCAUGCCUAUUUUCUUACAUGGCUUAUUCUUCAUUCCUGAAGACUUGAGAUGGUAUGUUCCUCCAAAAUGUUGGUUGACUUUCACUGAACUAUGCAGCAUUACAUCCCAGAAGAUACAACUCUUCCUAGUCACUGCUGGGAGAACCUGAAAUCCUGCAAGACAGGAAAUGUAUCCACAGUAUAACAGUUCUGAUGAGGUUCCUCACUUCAGUUUAAUUUUUCAGAAACUACAAGACUUCCAGGUAAAGUGUAGUGGGCAUAAAUUGUGUCACAUUCAUUUUUGUGGCUUUCCUUUGAAACUUGUUUCAUUCUGAUAAAUAGUGAGUUAUGCUUCAUGUAAAGCAUCCAUUAUUUUUAUCUGAUUUUAAGCAGAACAAGAAUUUACCAACAGAUUUUCAUAAAUAUCUGUUCUCCAGUUCUGAAGUUGUUACACACAGAGAGACAGACAUGUAAAGCUAAUAGGUACAUUUUUGCAGCUGUUUAUUAUAAAUGCACUAAAAAGAAAGGAAAGGAAGCUAAAUUGUAAGAAAGUAAUGGUUGUAGCAGCAUGAUCGUCAUUUGUAGUGCAGACCUAUAAAUAAUGUGGAAGCUUCAUUUAAUUAUUGAGCAUAAGGGACUUAAUGGUGUUUGGAAGACUUUGGUGACCUUCAAUUGUGUUCAGAAGACCACUGCUGAUUAGUGAAUAUACAGGUUUUGAAACAUAUGCAGAGUGUAAGAAUUCUGGGUCAGUCAUUCACUCAUAAUUCUUAAUUAUCACAAAAACCAUAUUAUAAUCAAAAAAUUACAGACAUAAAAUGUGUUCUUUCUCUACAAUUUUUGUUUGAAACAUUUUUAUUCCAAUAAAUAUUUCACAUUUCAUGAAAAUCCAUUCAGUAAUUUGCAAGUUGUUUCAUGUUUACAGAUGGACAGUGAUUAAGUAGGCACUCUGAUGGGAUGCAUGUGCACCUACAAUGAACUGGAAUGAGGCCUUUUUCUUGUCAUAUUUAUACAAUGCUUGUGGCCAUCCAACCACAUGUCAGAUGAGUGCCAGGGGCUCAUUCCUUCACAAUUUCAAGUAUGAAUGAUUACUUGGUACAUGGAUUAUCUGUGCUACUUUCUACCAUCAUGCCCAACCCUAUGAAAUGCCUAAUAAUUUCCUCACUGCUUCUGUUCAGUCAUCUGUACACAUGAAAUAUCUCAACCCCUAGACAAAUUAUCAUGAAAUUUGUUAUUGUAGAAUAUUGUGAAGACCAAUAUGUGUAUGUCCUUACCUCAAACAUUACUUACUAAAUAUUAACUGGAACAUAUUUUGAAUGAAAGUGGUAGAGAAAAAUUUAACACACUUUAUUGUCACUGCACAUUUUCAGUAAGAAUUCUAGUUAUAUUAUAUAAUUAUUCAUAUUAAAUACUAUGCAUACAUUUCUGAAUUUCUAUAUUCAACAGUCACCCUGGUCUCCUAAUCAUACCCAAAACUUGGAUGAUGGAUAAAGUGCUAACAGUGUAUAUUACACUUAGUAUGGAAUUUCUGGAUAUUGUUCAUUGUCUAGUAUUCCAAACAGAACUGUAUUCAGUUGGGUGUUAGAAACAAUUUCAUUAACUAGGUGUAGGGAUUGUUAUAAUGAUUCCAUCAAACCAGAAACUGGAUUUAGAUUAUCUGCAACUGUCACACUACUCUUUUAUAUUCUACAAAAUAAAUCACAUUAGCAGACAUAUA